Molecule: messenger RNA, 2129 nt
Organism: Chenopodium quinoa (quinoa)
Lineage: Eukaryota; Viridiplantae; Streptophyta; Magnoliopsida; Caryophyllales; Amaranthaceae
Product: zinc finger protein ZPR1-like
Exons: 16
Coding region: 460-1926 (488 amino acids)
Cellular component (GO): nucleus; cytoplasm
Molecular function (GO): zinc ion binding
Source: RefSeq, a predicted model, not a curated record
UAAUACUUUACAAAAGAAAAAUGUACUUAUAAGUAAACAUGGUCGUGAAAUAACAAUUUUCUUUAUAUUCGUUUUUUUUUUUUCCUCUAAAGUCUAGUUCUUUUUACUAAUUUUUAUUUUAGCUUUAUUUAACAUAAGUUCACUAAAAUUUAACUUAAAAGAUAAACUAAAUGGAGAAAUUGACGUAUUCAUACACGGUUAAAAAAAACACCGGAGUACAAAAUACAAAAAAAUAAAAAACUCCAGAACCAAAAAGAGGUUAGAAGUGCGCCGUUUUUACGAAGCAGAAGAGGAAAGACUGAAAGACCUUAGUUCUUGUUCCGCCAAAUUCUAGAACUACAACUCCAGAACUUCCAACACUACCUCACUUUCCUUCUUCUCGCAAUCUCAAGAACCCUAGAAAAACCCCUCUUUUAAUUUCCCAAUUCAAUUAACUUCUAACUUCUCAAUAAUCCCAAAAUGGAAGCCACUAAAGACCAAACCCCCGACGUCCGAUCAUUCGUCGAAGCUGUUUACGCCGAUGACGAAGUUCCAAUUUACGAAAUCGAAAGCCUUUGUAUGCGUUGCCGCGAAAACGGUACUACAAGGUUAAUGCUUACUCAAAUUCCUCAUUUUAGAAAGGUUUUAUUGUCGGCUUUCGAGUGCCCGCAUUGUAAUGAGAGGAAUAAUGAGGUUCAAUUUGCUGGUGAGCUACAGCCACGAGGAUGUUCUUAUACUCUAAAGUUUCCUGCCGGAGACUCAAAGAUGCUCAAUCGACAAGUCGUCAAAUCCGAAUCUGCAACCAUAAAGAUCCCUGAGCUAGAUUUUGAGAUCCCGCCAGUGUCUCAGCGUGGGAGCUUAUCAACUGUAGAAGGGAUUUUGACUCGAGCUGCAAGUGACCUGGAGGCUCUUCAAGAAGAACGAAGGAAAGAGGAUCCUACAACCGCAGAAGCAAUAGACCAAUUUCUUUUGAAGUUGAGGGCUUGUGCAACUGCAAACUCUUCCUUUACUUUUGUUCUGGAUGAUCCUGCUGGAAAUAGUUUUAUUGAGAACCCGCAUGCUCCAUCUCCGGACCCAGCGAUGUCUCUCCACUUCUAUGACCGAACUCCUGAGCAGCAAGCUGCACUUGGCUAUAUUGUUGCCUCUUCUCAAGCAGAACCUGAGGAAGCAGUGGCAGGAACAGCAAACCAUGCUACUGAUCAGGUUGCUAGGGAACCACAUGGGGCAGUUGGAGCUAGGGCUGGUCGCCGAGCUAUAGCACAGGAUAAUACAGCUGAGAUAGCUGAUGCGAUUUGCCGUUAUACUGCACCAGAAGAGGUGAUGACUUUCCCUUCAACAUGUGGAGCUUGUGCAACAAAAUGUGAGACUAAAAUGUUUGUUACCAAUAUUCCAUACUUCAAAGAAGUAAUUGUUAUGGCAUCAACCUGUGAUGCUUGUGGCUACCGUAAUUCUGAGUUGAAGCCUGGAGGUAGCAUUUCUGAUAAAGCUAGGCGGAUCACAGUUUCUGUCAAGAAUCUCAAAGAUCUGAACCGUGAUGUGAUUAAGUCGGAUAGUGCCAGUGUUAAGAUACCAGAAGUUGAUCUGGAGCUUGGUUGUGGCACUAUGGGAGGCAUGGUCACAACUGUUGAAGGUUUGGUGACCAAAAUUUGUGAAAGUUUGGAGAGAGUGCAUGGAUUUACCUUUGGAGACAGUCUUGAGGAGGGUCGAAAAGAGAAAUGGAUAGAUUUCAACGCAAGACUGAAUAAGCUCUUGAGCCUGAAAGAACCCUGGACCUUAAUCAUUGAUGAUGCGCUAGCCAACUCCUUUGUUGCACCCGCUACUGAUGAUUUCGUGAAUGAUGAUCAGCUGAAAAUUGAGGAUUAUGAAAGAACUGUGGAGCAGAAUGAGGAAUUUGGACUCAAUGAUAUGGAUACUUCUUCAGCAGAUGAUGCUUAUGACGCAAACUAAUAUAAUGAAACAAGUAACUUCAACCUGUGUCAAAAAUCCCUGUUCUUUCAGAAGGGAAAUAUUUUUGUUUGUUUUGUAAUUUAGUUUUUCUUUUCUUUUUUCUUUUUGGUAAUCUAUAUCUGAUGUUCUACUGCAAUUUUUGUAUCACUAGGUCAUGUAACAUUAUAUUUUAUCAAUGUAAUACAAUUUUUUCAUUUUGAUCA